GUAUGCGCGAAUGGGUUAGUGAAAUUUCAGUCACGCAAUUACGAAGUAAAUCCUCGCAAUUUUGGUACCUAUGGUGGGAGUGGUGGUUCUGCUUGUCUUGCACCAUACUGGUCAUUUGUUAACUUAGAUUAUUUCGAAAGUGGAGAAUCAAAGGUGUUUUUUCGUAAAUACGAAGAUUCAAAUAACGACUUUCGUAGCGUGUUUUCAGAGGCUAGGGAGUAUGGCAAAACAAUACUAAGGAAAUCGGACUACAAUCCGCUUUGGGUAACGGUCAUAACCUGGGUGGAUCUCCGACCAAAACAACCUGGGGAUGUUACUUAUGGUGGCGUAAGUAAACUGAAUUAUUCAUUAAACCCUUUUUCGUUUGGACACAAUUAUAUCAGGACGAAAUCGUCCUAGUUUAAGGCUUUUAGCGAACGACUUUGGAGAUCCGUAUCUCUGAUACCGUGCAUGCUAUGUAGAUGACAAUACCACCAUUCGAUUCAGUGAAACAAUAUCUCCUAAUUCCUAUCGAUAGUUUUGGGAAAAUGUCAACAUUAUAGCCAUUUACGACCUUUUGGCCUGGAUCACAUAUACCUGCUGUAUGUCGGCGGGCUAUUGUCGCUAGCAGUUCAACCAAAUAAUUAAUAAAAGAAUGUAUGCAUCAACCGCUGUAAACAAUGAUAGCGCAGGCAUACCGCAGGCCAGUGUUGUAACGAGUCACCUACAGGUCGAGUCACGAGUCGAGUCGAGUCACUCAAAGGUCGAGUCACGAGUCGAGUUGAGUCAUUUCAGUUUUUGAUCGAGUCGAGUCGAGUCAGUGGCUUCACUCGAGUCGAGUCGAGUCGAGUCAGCGGCUUCACUCGAGUCAAGUCGAGUCACUGAUUUAAGUCGAGUCGAGUCAAUUUCUAGACUUUACUUGAGCUACCCUAGCUUGCUGUCGGAAAUUAGUAAUCAAAUUUGGGUUUUAAACUAAUUACUUUAGUCAUUUAAAUUAAUAACAGUAUCUGGGCAGCUAUAGGCUGUGCCAAUAUCACAGUUCCAGUCAACCACGUGAGAUGUCUCAUCAUACCUGCUGAUCGAGUGUACGUACAUACAACUAGCAAAACUUAAUUGCAACUGGAGUCAGAAUUAACAAAGAAUAGACUUUAAUUAACAACGCUUUGUAAGUUGAUUUGAAAUUAUAUAGGCCUUCAUAAAUGCCAAAAAUGAAAAUAGCCUGUCAGAAUUAGUAUAAGUACAAAACAUUUUGAGACUUAAUUUUAAAAAACUGUGGCACUAGCGUUGUCUCUAAAAACAGAAAUGUUAUAUAGGUAUGCCCGUCAGGAAUAUAUUCUAUGCAAAUCCCAUAUAUUUUCUGAUAAAGUUUCAAAGUUCUCAUUGUUUACAGGACUCAUUGUUCUUCCCAAGCAAUACAAUGACAAUAAUUGUGAUGAAUUUACUCUGUACAAGUUGUAGAUGAGUUGACUCGAGUCAUUUACGGCAAAAUCAGCAAGUCGAGUCCGAGUCGAGUCAUUUGGGGCUGUUGACUCGAGUCGAGUCGAGUCAUUUUACGUAUUGGACUCGAGUCGAGUCGAGUCGUUGAAAAUAGCGACUCGAGUUGACUCGAGUCAGAGUCAAUGACUCGACUCGUUACAACACUGCCGCAGGCAUAUAUGAACCAGGCUUUAGAGGUCAAGCAAUAUUAUAUUUCAAUAGAUUACACAAUUUUCCUUACAACGGCCCCUUCGGCAUAUCUUUUUCGUAAUAGUCUUGCUCAAAUCACAAUCCAAGACACUAUGUAGAGUGUUAUAUUCAACCUUGUAUCUACAGUCUACAGAUUUGCAUCUUUUAUUUCGGUAUUUCAGAAUAUUUAAAUUUUAGCGGGAGGCUCAACCGGAAGUACAACUCGAAUCAUCGAAACGAUGCGAUGUAACCGAUGUUUACAUCCUAGCGGUCGGGAAACGUCGGAAAUAAGUGCUGAUGUGUUUAUUUAGCAUGUACGCCCCUCCCCCCAUCCUCCGCAAACUCAUUUUUGUGGGUAAUUUUAGUCAUACCUUCACCGUCACCCCAUGAGUCGCGACCGCUGGUUUCAAUUCGAACGUUCCGGUGGUUUUAUGUCAUUCCUAUAUACAUGUCUCAUCUCACUCACGUCGGCUUUAUGAUUCAAUUUUUAGAAAAAUACAUUCCAACUUUUUCUGGCUAAUGGUGUUAACAAUGACGCGAUUGCUGUCUAUUGUUACAAAGACAUUGAUUGGUCAAUUGGUGUGAUAAGGUAAUUCUGACAAAACCUUUGCCUUAAUAAUAGGCCGUUACCACAACAUGCCACGCCUCACUAGGAUUUAAUUCUGGGGGGAGAAGGAAAUUUAAAGAAAAUGAGCAGUUUGAUAAGUACGACCAGUCGAAGAGUCAAUGGCCGUUUUUAUACUAGAGACGCAUUAUGCGUCCAGACAAAGGUGGGCAAGCAAGCCAUUUAUUGUUCGUCCGAUUAUGCGCCCUCAGUAUAAAGACGGGCACAAGACGCAUUAUCCGUCUAAACUAACUAUGUUCGCUUAUUCGUCUUAAUUAAGAGCCGCUCAACCGAUGAUAGUUCGUCUAGAUGCAUAAUGCGUCUGUGCAUAUAAAGACGGCACACAGACCAAUAAUCCAACAAAGCGAGACAGUGGUACAUAAAGCAACUAUUUGUUUAAAAUUCAACAUGGCAGCAAAGGAAAAUAAUGUUUCGGCUGCUUCUUCAGCUGUUCCAACAUCAAAAUAGCAGCGACAGUCUCGUCAAUGGACAGAAAGUCGACAGAACUCAAAUACUUUGCCCUUGUGCUUGUGGAGGAAAAGACCGAGUUUGCAUACAGAUUUGAUACGAUCACCCUCAAGAAAACGGCUAAUUGA
This is a messenger RNA of Paramuricea clavata, 2844 nucleotides long. Lineage: Eukaryota; Metazoa; Cnidaria; Anthozoa; Malacalcyonacea; Plexauridae. The record is from the annotation of a GenBank genome assembly.